AGUUACAUCGUAGCGAGUACAGAACAAGCGGGGGACCAGCCGCAAAACCUUAACUGUUCUCGUGACAUGAUGCCUGACGUCUCAAAUCGAAAGGAGGGAAAAUGACGGCUCAGUAUCACUACGGCAGUUCAGGUCAAAAUCUCAUUGACGAAGCAGAAGAAUAUGCUACCUGUGAACGAAAAACAAACGACAAUCAGCCCCUUCCCAAAGUAGGUGGAAUUGUGGAGUUCAAACCCAGCUACAUUGUAAAUGGUCAUCACAAGGUCCUGUGGAACAAAAACGGUCGAACCGUUUACACAAAACACUGCGUCCACUUGGAACUCGAAGGUGAAAUAUUUGUAAGGCAGCCUGGAUACUACAUCGUUUCGUCGCAGCUGAAUAUACGGCCUCGAAAAGAAACACGCGAACCGAUGAAUGAAACCAGACCAACGAGAUUCAGUCAUCAUGUUGAUCUUCUUUCACACAAAUAUGGAACGACUGAUGUCUUGAUGCAAACCAAGAAAUCAAGAAAUGGUGGUUAUUUUACAAGUUUUCUGUCAGCGGUUUUCAAACUGAACAAAUAUGACAGGCUCUCUGUGUCUGUAUCCAAUCCUAAAUUGCUCGACAUUGACAAUUCCAACGAUUAUUUACUACACUUACGAUCUGCCAAACUGAAGUAA
This is a messenger RNA of Mya arenaria, 659 nucleotides long. RefSeq lists its product as uncharacterized. The transcript is spliced from 4 exons. Lineage: Eukaryota; Metazoa; Mollusca; Bivalvia; Myida; Myidae. The coding region runs from base 102 to 659 and encodes 185 amino acids. The record is from RefSeq and is a predicted model, not a curated record. Gene Ontology annotation, cellular component: membrane; cell surface. Gene Ontology annotation, biological process: positive regulation of transcription by RNA polymerase II; extrinsic apoptotic signaling pathway via death domain receptors; immune response. Gene Ontology annotation, molecular function: tumor necrosis factor receptor binding; CD40 receptor binding; cytokine activity.